UGAAACAACGUUUGAAGCGAUUAGUUGUUGGUUUGUAGAUGCGCGAGCAAUGUUUUUUCCUUGAUGUAAUUAAUCGAAAUAAAAUUACGCGUAAUUACGUAAAUAAUAUAUUAAAGAAAGAAAACAAAAUAUAUAUUAACGUUUAUAUGUGCGUUUGAGAUUGAUUUAAAUUCAUUGAUAUUAUGCAAUAAUAUUUAAAAGGUCAUAUAUAGUUUUGAAAAACACGUGUGACUCAUUUGUGUUUUAUUUAAAUUAUUAUUAUUAUUGCUUUCUUUUUUUUUUUUUCCAACAUAAUUUAAAUUUUUUUAAUUAAUAAUCCGUUGGGUAAUCAAGUCUUUAAAGGUUUGGUUGUAAUAGAAAGUAUUACGUAAAUAAAAGAAGAAGAAAAGUAAACAAAGAAAAGAACAAAAUUGAGAUAAAAUUAACGAAUGAACGUAGAAGAAGGAGAAUGCUAGAAAGAUUUACAUUAUUAAAGGAAUUCAAGGAGAAAUAACGCAAAUAUAAAAAUUACAAUAUUGCGUAUCGAAAAAAGAAAAAACAAAACAGACAAACAAUGGAAGUUUUAAUACACGAGGCCUCGGACAAACGUGAAAUUAUCGAUGGUACUUCUUCCGUUAAUCAUCAUAAUGACACCAAUUUAAAUGGCAAUAAAAUAACUACGUUGGAUCGAAAAGAAAAGGAUGAAAAUGAUUUAAACGUAUCGUAUGGGAAAAAAAUUAACAAAAUUAAUUCGGUCGAUAUUAUAUUUGAAAACAUUACCUAUAACGUUCCACUUGGAUUUCGAAAAGGUCGAAAGGAAAUACUUCAUGGGAUUAAUGGUAGGCUCAAUGCUAAACAAUUGAUUGCAUUAAUGGGACCCUCGGGUGCUGGAAAAUCAUCAUUACUCGACGUUCUAUCUGGUUUUCGAGAAACCGGUGUUGACGGGGUCAUUUAUGUCAAUGGACGAAUCAGAGAACUUCGUUCUUUUUCAAGAUAUUCGGCCUACAUAACUCAAAAUGAUUGUUUGGAACCAUUGUUAACGGUUUUGGAAAGCAUGAGAGUAGCUGCUGAUCUUAAAUUGCCAAUUAAUACGCCUAAGUAUCAAAAGGAGACUAUAAUAGAAGAAAUACUCACGACGUUGGGAUUGUACGAGCAUAUAAACACGAGAACGGGACAAUUGAGCGGUGGACAAAAGAAAAGAUUGUCCGUGGCUUUGGAAUUGGUUAAUAAUCCUACCGUUAUGUUUUUGGAUGAGCCAACAACAGGAUUAGACAGUUCGUCGUGUAUGCAAGUUAUAAAAUUGUUGAAACUUCUUGCCAAACAAGGAAGAACAAUAAUCUGUACGAUUCAUCAGCCCAGUGCGUCCAUAUUUAAAAUCUUUGAUCACAUUUACGUACUGGGCAAAGGGAAUUGUCUUUAUCAAGGAUCUACCGAGAAAUUAAUUCCGUAUUUGGAAUCAAUGAAUUUGCAUUGCCCGAUGUAUCACAAUCCUACGGAUUAUAUGAUUGAAUUGGCAUGCGGCGAGUAUGGCGACGAUAAGCUAACGACAUUGAUAAACAAUUCGGAUAAUGGCCGAAAUCUGCAAUGGUUCGAAGAUUAUAAGUCAUUGAAAGAUGCGAAAACAUUAAGAGCACUGAAUCCAUUAAAGGAAAUGAAAAGGAUAGACAAGACUUUCGAAUCUCAGGUUACACCGUUAAACAAUCAAAUCUAUACUUUAUUGAAAAGAGGAAUAUUAAUGUACAAAAGAGACGUGACGUUGAUUUAUCUUCGUAUAGUAGUCAACGUAAUGAUAGGAUUAUUACUUGGAAUGGUAUUUACUAGUUGCGGAAAUGACGGUGAUAGAGUAUUGGACAAUUAUAAUCUCCUAUUUUCUAUACUUAUACAUCAUAUGAUGACUACUAUGAUGUUGACUAUAGUGACGUUUCCAAUGCAACUUGAUAAACUCAUUAAAGAACAUUUCAAUAGAUGGUACAGCUUAAAAGCAUUUUACAUAACAAUUACGUUAUUAGAUAUACCAGUAUCAACAAUAUGUUGUUUCCUAUUUUCUGUUAUAAUAUAUCCAAUAUCGUCUCAGCCAUUAGAAAUCGAAAGGUUCACCAUGUUUUUUACAAUUAGUUUAUUAGUUUCGUUCAUCGCUCAAGGUACUGGCCUGAUGAUUGGUGCAGUAUUAAAUGUAGUCAACGGUACGUUCGUGGGACCAACUAUAUCGGUACCUUUGAUGAUGUUUGCUGGAUUCGGAGUAUCAUUAAAAGAUUUGCCAAAUUAUCUCAAAUGGGGUAGUUAUGUCAGUUUUUUGAGAUAUGGAUUGGAAGGGUUCGUCGGUGCUAUUUACGGAAUGGAUCGUGCAGUUUUACCUUGCAUGAAGAAUGAGGAACCUUUAUAUUGCCAUUAUAAAUAUCCUAAUAAAUUCUUAACAGACAUAUCAAUGAAGGGCGAUCAAUUUUGGAACGAUGUCAUUGCUUUAUUAAUAAUACUCUUGAUAACACGUGUUUGUGCAUAUUUUCUACUCAAAUGGAAGAUUUUUUCUUUGAGAUAAAAAUUUAGAGAAAAUAUAUAUAUAUAUUUUUUUUUCAUUUAAUUUUGUUAAACAACACCGUGUCUCCAUACUUUACGAACUCAAAUGGACGUAAUAUAAAUCACGUCAUUUAUGUUUCAAAUCAUUUUUCAUAAUCAUUAGAUAGGAUUUUUUUAUUAUAUAAUAAUAGUUUUCUAAUUAUCAAUUUAACUUAUAUCUUCUCACAAUAAUUAUAUUAUCAACGUCUCAUAAAUAUGUAUCGUUUUCAUAAAUAACUUAUUGUUGGGAACAAAAAACGACACAGAUAUUUGU
This is a messenger RNA of Polistes canadensis, 2806 nucleotides long. RefSeq names its product ATP-binding cassette sub-family G member 4-like. NCBI's taxonomy places the organism in Eukaryota, Metazoa, Arthropoda, Insecta, Hymenoptera, Vespidae. The record is from RefSeq and is a predicted model, not a curated record. The transcript is spliced from 13 exons. Bases 554 to 2515 code for a protein of 653 amino acids. Gene Ontology annotation, molecular function: ATP hydrolysis activity; ATP binding; ABC-type transporter activity. Gene Ontology annotation, cellular component: plasma membrane.